UGAAGGCAAGAAGCUGGAUAAUGGGCUCUCUUUUCAUCGUUUUCCAUCCUGGAGGCAACGUGAGGGAUCCCAUGUAUCUGAUAUCACUAAACAAAGACGUCAGGCAUGGAUUGCAGCGGUGACACGAGCGGAUAUCGAGUUCUCUGCAAUCCCCAGCUUUUUGUUGGUUUGCUCGCGGCAUUUUCUCUCCGGCAAACCAGCAUAUGAAAUGGAUGUAACAAAUCCAGACUGGGCACCAACACUGCACAUGGGGCACGACGACAUACCUGUAUCUGACUCGGACCGGCACGCAAGGCGUAUGCAACGGAAGCGAAAAAGAGCACCCAUCGGAGGCUUUCGUUAUGCAGCUGCAGAGUCUGAAGGUGUGCCCCGUGCAGAAGUGAUCGAUGAAGAUCUGACAGAAGACCAACAGCAAAAUCACCAUGUCAUGGAGGCAGUGGACAGCAGUUGUGUUGGACAAGGUGAGGUACCUGCUGCAAAUGUGGACAUUGGUGAUUGGACAGACAGCGUCACGGAAGCUAAAGGGCAGACGAAGGAUUGUGUGUGCAAUGAACAGGGCAGAGCAGAAAUAAACCGGCUGUUGGAGGAGAACAGACUGCUUCGAUCGCAGUUGCAAAAGACAGAGCUGAAUGAAAAUUUCUUAAAGGAUGAUACCGAAAAAGUAAGAUAUUACACUGGACUACAUUGUUAUGCUGUCUUAAUGUCCCUCUUCAACACUGUCAAAGAUUUCCUGCCAGUAUCGAAGAAACUGACAGGUUUCCAAAUGCUCUUACUCACACUAAUGCGUCUGAGACUUGAUCUUCCAGUCCAGCAUCUUUGUCAUCUAUUCCAUGUGUCCCACAAAACACUGUCUUCUAUCUUCGCCGAUACCAUUGAUGUUUUGUAUGCCCGCUUAGGAGCACUGGUGCACUGGCCUGAGAGGCACUGUCUGCAGGCCACAAUGCCUCCGCAGUUUACAGAAACUUUUGGAAAACGAGUAGCCAUCAUUGUUGACUGUUUUGAGAUUCGAACAGAAAGACCAUCUAAUUUAAAGGCACGUGCACAAACAUACUCUCAUUACAAGGGUACACACACCAUAAAAUACCUCAUCGGGAUUACACCCCAAGGAGCUAUUUCUUUCAUUUCCAGGGGAUGAGGGGGUCGUGCAUCAGAUAAA
Messenger RNA from Oreochromis niloticus (Nile tilapia), 1156 nucleotides. RefSeq lists its product as uncharacterized. The record is from RefSeq and is a predicted model, not a curated record. The coding region runs from base 209 to 1135 and encodes 308 amino acids. NCBI's taxonomy places the organism in Eukaryota, Metazoa, Chordata, Actinopteri, Cichliformes, Cichlidae. The transcript is spliced from 3 exons.